AUGGAGCUGAUCCCAAGCUUUUCCGUGGAAACCUGGGUUCUCCUGGCUACCAGCCUGGUGCUCCUCUAUGUAUAUGGGACUUAUUCAUAUGGACUUUUUAAGAAGCUAGGGAUUCCUGGACCAAGACCUGUGCCCUAUUUUGGAAGUACUCUGGCCUACCACAAGGGUAUUCCAGAAUUUGACAAUCGGUGUUUUAAAAAGUAUGGGAAAAUGUGGGGGUUUUAUGAAGGUCGACAACCUAUGUUGGCUGUCACAGAUCCAGAUAUAAUCAAAACAGUACUAGUGAAAGAAUGUUACUCUGUCUUCACAAACCGGAGGGUUUUUGGUCCAAUGGGAAUUAUGAAAAAUGCCAUCUCUCUGGCUUGGGAUGAACAAUGGAAGAGAAUACGGACGUUGCUGUCUCCAGCCUUCACCAGUGGAAAGCUCAAGGAGAUGUUCCCCAUCAUUGGCCAGUAUGGAGAUGUGUUGGUGAGGAACCUGAGGAAGGAAGCAGAGAAAGGCAAUCUGGUCAACAUGAAAGACAUGUUUGGAGCCUACAGCAUGGACGUGAUUACUGGCACAGCAUUUGGAGUGAAUAUUGAUUCCCUCAACAACCCACACGAUCCCUUUGUGGAAUAUAGCAAGAACCUCUUAAAAUUUAGACCCUUCGAUCCACUCAUUCUUUCAAUAAUAUUAUUUCCAUUCCUCAACCCAGUUUUUGAAAUAUUAAACAUUACUCUGUUUCCAAAAAGUACUGUGGACUUUUUCACAAAAUCUGUAAAGAAGAUUAAAGAAAGUCGCCUCACAGAUAAACAAACGAAUCGAGUGGAUUUACUACAGCUAAUGAUUAACUCUCAGAAUUCCAAAGAAAUUGACACCCAUAAAGCUCUAUCUGACAUAGAACUCGUGGCCCAAAGUAUUAUCUUUAUUUUUGGUGGCUAUGAGACCACUAGCACUACUCUUUCCUUCAUUAUAUAUGAAUUGGCCACUCACCCUGAUGUCCAGCAGAAGCUGCAGGAGGAAAUUGAUGCAACUUUCCCCAGUAAGGCCCCUCCCACCUACGAUGCCCUGGUACAGAUGGAAUAUCUUGACAUGGUGGUGAAUGAAACUCUGAGAAUGUUUCCAAUUGCUGGGAGACUGGAGAGGGUCUGUAAGAAGGAUGUGGAAAUCCAUGGGGUGUCCAUUCCCAAAGGGACAACAGUGGUGGUGCCACUCUUCGUUCUUCACAACAACCCAGAGCUCUGGCCAGAGCCUGAGGAGUUCCGUCCUGAAAGGUUCAGUAAGAAGAACAAGGACAGCAUAAAUCCUUACAUCUACCUGCCUUUUGGAACUGGACCCCGAAACUGCAUUGGCAUGAGGUUUGCUUUCAUGAACAUAAAACUCGCUCUCGUCAGAAUGCUUCAGAACUUCUCCUUCAAACCUUGUAAAGAAAUACAGAUCCCCCUGAAAUUAUACACUCAAGGACUUACGCAGCCAGAACAACCUGUUAUUCUAAAGGUUGUGCCUAGAGAUGGGACCACAAGUGGAGCCUGA
This is a messenger RNA of Rangifer tarandus platyrhynchus (Svalbard reindeer), 1512 nucleotides long. Lineage: Eukaryota; Metazoa; Chordata; Mammalia; Artiodactyla; Cervidae. The record is from the annotation of a GenBank genome assembly.